AUGUACUAUAUUAAUCAGAUACCAAUUGCUUAUUUGGAAAUUUUUGUUUCUCCUACAAAUCUUGAUUCUCUUAUCCUUAGAAUUGAAAAGGAUCCAAAUAUCACAUAUUAUGCAGUUAACAAACAGGGUGAUUUGAAAACUAACACACAAAGUGAUGGGCCUAAUGCGGUCACGUGGGGAGUGUUCUCUGGAAAAGAAAUUAUUCAACCAACGGUUGUAGAGGCCAUAAGCUUUAUGGCUUGGAAGACGGUGGACAUUGUGCAAGCUCGGGAACCAGAAAAUUUAACUCCAAAUCAUAAAAUCAGACUUAAGGCUGUUCAGCAUUUUUUACAACUAAGAAAAAAAGGAUAUGCUAAGAUUAAAGCCAGUGAAGUUGUUUCAGAUUUGAUGGGUAAAGCUGGUCAAAAGCUUUUAUAG
Messenger RNA from Entrophospora sp. SA101, 417 nucleotides. NCBI's taxonomy places the organism in Eukaryota, Fungi, Glomeromycota, Glomeromycetes, Entrophosporales, Entrophosporaceae. The record is from the annotation of a GenBank genome assembly.